GGUGCUUGUGCGGUGUUGGGGUGUUACGCAUUUUCUGUGUAGGGCGUGCCUAAAAUCGAAACACUUUCAUGUAUCGUGAGAGAAAAAAUGACCGAAAAUUAGAAAAUGAGAAAAAAUGCCGAAUUGUAUCAUGAGCAAUUUAUUCCCGUGAAUGAAAUUUAGGUUAUUUAAAAAACAAUAAUCAGAUGUUUUGCAACUUAAAAGUUGCAUGACAAGUGUAGGACUUUAAAAAUGUUUCCGGCAUAUUUUGGAUAUUGAUGUACUUUUUUGUCACUUAGACCGAUUGUAUAAAUUCAGGGAUAGUACUGGCAACUUCUAAGUUUCAUACAGCUGUGAUUAAUGUAUUUUUGGUAGGUGCUUUUGUACGAUUUUUCAAGCAUUGUAGCGACUCGCGCAGUAACUCGGGCGUGAGUGCGGCAUGUCCGUACGAUUUUUAAGAAUGAUUCAUUAAUGAUCUGGUUAAUUAAUUUCAACAUAACCUCCUAGGACGAGAAACUCAUUGAACCUUAAGACAAAAUUUAAAUAACACGGCGACAUGGUGUACAGUGUCCGAAGGGGAACAAAACAAGUGUGAAGCAUUUUCCAGAGCAGUUGAUCGAGAAAUCGGACAUUUUGGACACGAUUAUAUAUCUAUACACUGCAAGCAGGCUUUCGAUAAAGAAGAAUGUAUGACAUUACUCGAUCAGGAGAAGGUACAAUUGACGACCCUAGAUGCAGGAGAAGUUUUUAUAGCUGGAAGAUAUCACAGUUUAAUACCUAUAAUGCAAGAAAUUUAUGAGAGUGGUGUAAACUACCAAUAUGCUGUUGCUGUGAUAAAGAAAGGAUCGCUAAAAGAUGUGGAAAGUUUAUAUGAUCUUAGGGGAAGGAAAGCAUGUUUUGCAGGCGUCGGGACUCUUGCUGGAUGGGUCCUUCCAAUUCAUAUGUUGAUGCGUGAUGGUGGAAUGGAAGUCAUCGAUUGUAAUAACCAUGUGAAAUCUACAAUUAAUUUCUUUGGACCUAGCUGCGCAGUAAAUUCGUUAAUUGACAAAUAUAAUCCCUUAGGUGAUAAUUCGGAUCAGCUCUGUAAACUUUGUAUUGGAAAAAUACCUGGUGGUAAAUGUACAAACGUCGAUCCAUAUUCUGGAUAUGAAGGAGCUUUUCGCUGUUUAUUGGAAGCUGGUGAAAUUGCCUUUCUGGUACAUACUACAGUGACUGAAAUGACUUCAACAAAUUUUGACCUAAAUUCAGUUACCAAGGAUCAGUUUGAAUUGCUCUGCCGAGAUGGAUCUCGAAAGUCUGUAGAUGAUUACAGGAAUUGUAACUGGGGUAAUGUUCCGUCUGUUGCGGUUGUUACAUCUUCGGCCACUAUUGUGGAAACCCGUAGACUGUACCAAAAGUUUUUAGACAAGGCAGUACGCUUAUUUGGUAAAAAUAUUUUGGAUAACUCAACGAGAUCAGGUGAUCGAUUCAAUUCUGGCGUAGCAGAUUAUGAAAAUAGGCCAGGCUACGAAAACCAGUUUGGAACAAAUGAGUACAGUAAUUCUAAUGCUCAUUAUAAUGAAUAUGAUAACAGAAAUGGCUACGACCGUAAUCACGGCAAUAAUAAUGAGCAGAACGGGUGGGAUAACUCUGGCCUAAAUGAAACAUACAGAUACUUUAAUAGAGAUGGAUUUUCAACUGAGUCAUCCGAUUCAUCGUCUAUACACACGAUAGAGAAUUUCCAUUUAUUCGAGUCAGCCCCCAAAUUUGGAAUCCACCAUAAUUUGUUGUUCUCAGAUUCAGCUAAAGACUUUGUUCAAUUACCUGAAAAAGAGCAAACAUAUAAAGGUUAUUUAGGACGAGCGUUAGAUUCCAUUUUGGCAGUGAGGCAUUGUCCUGUAAAUAGAAUGACUCUCUGCGUUACAUCAGAUCCUGAAUUGGAAAAAUGUGUGAAAAUGAGGAUUGCCCUGAAAGCUCAAUUGCUGAAACCAGAACUUGUUUGCUACAAAGGUCACAGUCAGAUUCACUGCAUGCAAGCCAUACAGAAUGGACAUGCCGAUGUGACUGUAUUGGAUGCCAGUGAUGUCUAUACUGCAGGACUCCGUUUCGAGCUCAUUCCUUUCAUUUCAGAAGUGUACAAUCUUGGAACACCCGACUAUUAUGUCGUCGCCGUUGCUAAAGAAUCCGACCCUAGUACAGACUUAACGUAUUUGAAAAAUAAAUACACUUGCCAUACAGGAAUAAAUACAGCAGCAGGUUGGGUAUAUCCGCUUGCAUUUUUGCUGUCCAAUACAUGGAUAAGAGGGUAUGGAUGUGAUUCUGUACGUGCAGCCGCGGAGUACUUCACCAAAUCAUGCGUUCCAGGAGCCAUGAGUACCGAGUACAAUACGGGUGUUCCUUAUGAUAACAUGUGUGACUUGUGCCACGGUGAAAGCUUCAGAUAUUGCCGAAGAGAUGCAUCUGAAGACUAUUUCGGACACACCGGGGCCUUCAGGUGUUUAGUGGAAGGUGGUGGUGAUGUGGCAUUCGUUAAACACACAACGAUUGCCGAAAAUACCGAUGGAAAACGAAGGGAAUUUUGGGCAAGGAACACCUUUACAAAAGAUUUCCAAUUAUUAUGCCCCGAUGGAACGCGCCGUCCAAGUACAGACUACAAACACUGUAACUUGGGCAGAGUGGCAGCUAAUGCAAUCGUUACGCGUGGUGGCUAUGGAUAUAACGAGACCGAGGUCAACGCUUUCAUAAAUCUCUUCAUUUAUGCCCAGCAAUUUUAUGGCAGAAAGGAACAGGAUGAAUUCAGUUUCAGCAUGUUUUCCAGUGUUCCACCGUAUAGCGAUUUAAUUUUCCAAGAUGCGACGCAGCAGCUGAUCGUCAUUCCGCCCGAGAAUAGGUACUUUAGUGCAUACGUGGGGCCUGAUUUCAUGAGGGCUAGGAGAGUCGUAGACUGCAAUGCAGGAGCAGCGGCUAUCGAAUACUCUUUGCUCGGCUCGUUCGCAACGAUUAUAGUAACUUUCAUACUAUCUAGAUGAAUUAAGCAAUUGUUGGUUAUUAACUAUCAUUAUAUCUUCAUCGUGAGUCCAUUAUAGAACGUGUAUGAUACAGUACAAUCGUGGCAGCUCAUUUAUCAACUGCCUUAACUUGUCGCUUACGUAGUACCUCUAGACAUUUCUACAAUGUAUUCCUGACCACGCAUCUACCCCUUUUAUAAUGGAUGGGAAUGGUUUAUAUGGAGAUUUCGAAAAAUCUUGAUAAGUAAAUGGGAUAUGCUCUAUCGAAUGAUGAUAGUUUCAACCUUCGGUACUAAACAGAAAUAGGACAUCCGUACUGGAAAUCGAGUUUAUAGUACAUAGCAUUUUGUAGCAUUUUUCAUAUUUUUCCAUCAGAUUCCGUAAUAUUCCAUUUCUAUAGUAUUUUAAAUUGUUCGAGCUAGGUCCUGAAAUUCUUCAUUUUAGAUUCUGAGCUUUCAAAAAGCGUAAAACAUCAAAAACGUGCACGAACGACGACGUAUUUGGUUCUAGUCCAUUAUUAAUACAUAUGACCCUUAAGAUGAUAUGAGAGUGGCUUUAAAGAGAUUUCGUUCGUAAAACUUUUUUCCGAACUGGAUCAAUUGAAUUGUUUAAAACUUUACAACGUGAAAAUGAAGGCUAUAAGGA
This is a messenger RNA of Orussus abietinus, 3611 nucleotides long. RefSeq names its product melanotransferrin (gene Tsf2). The transcript has 9 exons. Bases 669 to 2987 code for a protein of 772 amino acids. The record is from RefSeq and is a predicted model, not a curated record. Gene Ontology annotation, biological process: iron ion transport. NCBI's taxonomy places the organism in Eukaryota, Metazoa, Arthropoda, Insecta, Hymenoptera, Orussidae. Gene Ontology annotation, cellular component: extracellular region; plasma membrane; early endosome.